AUGGAUCAAGCGCGCGAACCCGCGUCACCCCCCGGGACCGUGGACGCCCGCGAUCCCCCCGUCGCGGACGCGACGCCCGCGAACGCGCCCGCGCCCGCGCGCGCGCGAGGGAGCGACGCCCCGCCCGCCGAGGAACGGAAUCGCGCCUCGUCGACUCGCCGAAGCGACGCGCGGAACGAUCCGGAUGUCGCCACGCGCGAGCUCGAGGAUGACGCCGCAGGAGAAAACGACCGCGACGACGACGCGAUGCCCGCCGCGGUCGCCGUCGUUCCCGACGCCCCAGAAGGAGCGGAGUGUCGGAUAUGUCUCAUGGACGAUCCCCCGUUCUGCUCCCCGUGCAAGUGCAAAGGGUCGAUGUCGUACGUCCACGUCGCGUGCCUCGCGCGGUGGUGCACCGAGACCGGGGUAACAUCGUGCGAGCUAUGCAUGCGAUCGUUCCCGGGAUACUUCGCGAACGCGGGACGAAGCGCGCGGAGGGAACGCGCGAGGGAGGAGGACGAGCGGCGAGCGGCGACGGAUCGUCUGCACGCGCAGGCGUUGAACUUCCACGCGGCGUACGGACGUCUGCCCUCCACGACGCUCGAUUUCGCGAUGAUAAACCUAAACACUAUGCUCGAAGCGGAGGCGUCCUUACGACGCAAUGACGCGAGCGAGGGCAGCGUGCAGGUCGUCGUUAUCGACGCAAACGGCCGCGCGCGCACAAUCACCUCGCGGAACGUCGCGGAACUCAACGCGCGCGCGAGAGGGGUGCCGGGCAUCCCAGACGCGCGAGAUACGGGGAUCCACCCGGCGACGCUGUCGCAGAUACGAGCGCUUCAUCACGAGCUCUCGAACAGAGUCGAUCACGACGACCCUGGGUCGAGAGAGAGAGAGAGAGAGAGAGACGCUGCCGCGGAGAGGUUCGCGUUUUGGAUGAGAAUGUUCAUCUUCGUCGCGAUAGCCUUCGUCGUGCUGUACGUCGUCAUCGCUGUGUUCGGGGGGAGCGAUUACGACUCUCCCGUGUUCACGCUGAGAGUGUUCGGACUGUUUCUCGCCGUGAUGCUGCUCGCGAGGGUCGUGCAGGUGUUCAAACAGAGGAGCGAAGAGAGAGAGGCGAAUCAGAUAGAGCAGAUUUUAGAGUGGCAUGCGGUGGCGAGGGAGGAGAACCUACGCGCGGGCGGAGGGGGGGGGUCGGGCGGGAGAAGCGCUCGCAGAGUCGAGAUCCUGUGA
Molecule: messenger RNA, 1209 nt
Organism: Micromonas pusilla CCMP1545
Lineage: Eukaryota; Viridiplantae; Chlorophyta; Mamiellophyceae; Mamiellales; Mamiellaceae
Exons: 1
Coding region: 1-1209 (402 amino acids)
Biological process (GO): protein ubiquitination
Cellular component (GO): membrane
Molecular function (GO): ubiquitin-protein transferase activity; zinc ion binding
Source: RefSeq, a predicted model, not a curated record